Molecule: messenger RNA, 2067 nt
Organism: Annulohypoxylon truncatum
Lineage: Eukaryota; Fungi; Ascomycota; Sordariomycetes; Xylariales; Hypoxylaceae
Exons: 5
Coding region: 1-2067 (688 amino acids)
Biological process (GO): regulation of DNA-templated transcription
Cellular component (GO): nucleus
Molecular function (GO): DNA-binding transcription factor activity, RNA polymerase II-specific; transcription cis-regulatory region binding
Source: RefSeq, a predicted model, not a curated record
AUGGAGCAAUCAAAUAACCCGCAAGCGCGGGCCCUGCCGAAGCCUAGCAAAAUGAAUUACGCCUGCGAGGCAUGUCGGAUUUCCAAGGUUAAAUGCCAACCUAGCUCGCAACCAGGGAUAUGCAAGCGGUAUGGCGCCAUCAUUACUAGUUCAUUGGUCGUCAAAGAGGCUCUUCCUCCUCCGCCUGGUCCAAGCAAGACCUUCAGCAUCGACUUCACCAUGCCGGCGGAUGAUGACCUGCGCGAUAAUUUCGACGAUCUUAGGGAGAAGCACGAACGCUUCAUCGACAGCCUCGUGCCGUCUAGCGAAGACGAAGAGCUGGGAGAUGAUUCGGCGAUAAUGUCACCGUCGGCCGGACAGAUGUUCAGUUUUAACGACCUCUCGAUGCCAACGCCGUCGUUGACGACGGGAAGCACGACGUCGACGAACUCGCGGCCGGUGAGUAGCUUGGCUAUUAAGCCGCAGUUCAACCUCGACUCGGCGGCAAAGCUGCUCGAAUCAUUCCGGUCUACGCUCCCGUACUGUCCGUGCAUCGUGCUGCCCGAUGACGCUGACGUUCGAUCUAUGGCCCGCAACACGCCAUUCGUGAUUUUAGCUAUCCUCGCCGUGACGAGUUGCUCUACGAGCCUACAGGGUCACAGUCUCUACGACGAUGAAUUUCGUAAGAUUCUAGCUUUGAAAUUCGUCGCCGGAGGUGAAAGAUCCGUUGAGCUACUACAAGGUCUAAUUAUCUACUGUUCUUGGUACCCGUUUCAUCUACGCCCAAAGAACAGACAAUUAGUGCAAUACCUGCGCAUGGCUGUUGACAUAGUUCAUGACCUAGAGUUAGACGAGGAGAAAGAUAUGAACCUUGCGGCGCUUUCACCCGAGCGAAGAGAAAUGAAACUUCAGGGUAUCAGGGCAUACCUUGCAUGCUUUUACAAUGUCUCAUUUUCUUCAUGGACAUGGUCAAAACCCUACAGUUUAACAUACACGUCAUGGAUGACCAAAUGUUGCGAUUUACUUGAGCAAAAUAGUGACCUACAACAGGAUCAUAUCCUUACUUGGCUUGUCCGUCUGCAACACAUACUCAACGAAUACGAAGGAUUACAUAGAAGCUAUAAGAAGCCCAGCUCCUCUGACCAGAAUGAACACCAACGCACCUUCGUCCGCAUUGGCCUCGAGACACAGCUACGGGAUUUCCAGAGCAGGAUCCCUAGCCACCUCUCGACUACACCGAAUAUUCUAAUGUCGUCACUCGCAGCCGAUACUUACAUCCUCGCAGCGCCGCUAAUGCAGAUUUUCCAUCCUCGUUCAAGCGACGCCGAGAACCCCUUAAUCGACGCCGCCAAGCUGCAGGCCGCCACAUACACGACGCGAGCCUUCCUCGACUACACCGUGACUAUUUCCGCAGAGCAAAUGGGCUAUUUCAGCAGCGUUGACAUCGGCCGGCUCAUCCUAAUCAUCAUCCUCGCAUACCGGCUCUCCUUCCCCAUUCCGUCGUGUCCGAGCUACGACUACGUCCAGGGCAGGAAAACACUCGAUUUCGGCGCCGUCCUGGCUAAACUGUCUACCAUCGACAACAACGACGGCGACGGAAAAGACGCUAUUACUGAUAAGAACUCUAAGAAAGUCGAUGUCGUCACCGCUUUUAAGGUCGUCCUAGGAUCCCUCAGGGCCAAGUUCGAGAAGAAGAGCGCGGACCUGGAGGCUGCGGCGGCCGCGGCGGAGGAGAGCAGGAGAGCGCGUCAGUGUCCUAUGUUCGAUGGGAGUCUGGAUCAGUAUAUACCCCUAUGGGAAGGGCAGCAGAGUAACAUGAACUUCGCCGGUUCAUCGUACGCGACGUCGUCGCUGAACGGGGGUUCGGCGGCGGCGGCGGCGAAUCUGGCUGGCUCGGCGGCUGGACUGGGAUCCGCGGAUGGGCUUGCGAAGCCGACUGUUUUUCAUGAUUUGUGGGCGACGAUGACGAUGGGAUGGGCUACGGAUGGAGACGCAGGUGUGUGUAUGGAGCAGGGGGUUGACAUGAUGGGAUUAGGGGAUGCGGAGGAGUAUGUCGAUAUCGUGGGUGUGGGGGAUAUACAACACUAG